Messenger RNA from Monodelphis domestica (gray short-tailed opossum), 1625 nucleotides. Lineage: Eukaryota; Metazoa; Chordata; Mammalia; Didelphimorphia; Didelphidae. The record is from RefSeq and is a predicted model, not a curated record.
AUGGCCAUCAACCCCAUUAGGCACAUUUUUGUGGGCCUCCAUGAAGAUGCAUUCAUGCUUUUCGAGGGUGAAAAGGACCUGCAAAAGCUGCUGACAAUCGUCCCAAGUGGGACUAAUUUAAUUUUCGGGAUUGAGCGACCCGGCAAGUCAGCGAAGGCGUGGGCCGGCCGCUGCAAGACUGAGACACCCAAACCGCAACGUGGGGGCCCCGCUGCCGUGGCUGCUGGCAGCUGUGUUGCUCUGCGCUCGGGCGCCUCCGGAACUGGAAACGACAUUUGGACAGCUAUAGAUGUUUCUAGCCAUAGAACACUCCUGACCUGUAAAUUGAAAGAAGCUCUUUCAGCUCCCACUGAGGGUCAUGGAUGGCUGAAGGGUGACAAGGUGUUGAAAGACGAUAAAUCGGAGAGUCUAACCACAGAAUAUGAGGUUGUGUCAGAUGAUAGAUCCGGGGAGUAUCAGUGCAUUUUUCUUCCAGAACUUGCGACUGAUGUACAAGUAAAAGGUCCCCCGAAGGUUUAUAUGAACAAGAAGUCAGAAUAUGGGAAUGAGGGAGACUCGAUAGUUCUUACGUGUAAGAGUUCUUCCUAUCCCUCUAUUGAACAAUGGAAAUGGUACAAAGACUAUGAAGGGGAAGCUAAUGUGAUCCUUGUAAAUGAUACUGAAGGGAGGAUGUCAAUAAUAAGCACCCCUGAAAAAACAGAGCUCCACAUUAAUUCAGCGGAUAUAAAGGAGGAUCCUGGAAAGUACAUCUGCAAUGGCACCAAUUCUGAGGGCUCGGAUACUGCUGUAAUUACUUUGAAAGUGCGCAGCCGUCUGGCUGCACUUUGGCCCUUCCUGGGCAUUGUGGCAGAAGUUCUGAUCCUUGUCAUCAUUAUCUUCAUCUAUGAAAAGAGGAGCAGGACUGAUGAUAUUCCUGAAGAUGAAGAUGGAGGUGCCGCACCACUGAAAUCCAGUUCGGCUGUGAAUGAGAAAGGUAGCAACAUUCGUCAGAGCAAUUCCAACUGAGCAAAGGUGACUUCUGAUGAAGACCUUGCCUGAUGGAUGUGUGUUUGUGUGUGUUUCUUUGCAAUGUAGUGUGGAGUAUAUUCCUAAUGUACCUUGCAAAAUGCAAGUUGUCUUCACCAAAUUAUAGCUAACUAAGUUGUCAAUUCAAACUUUUAAAAAUUGUUGGAGGGUGGCGGUUUUUUCUUUUUUUUAUGUUUUUGGUUUUUUGUCCCAACCCCUCAACACCCUGCCCCCUCAUUUUUGUCCUUUUUUUGUCCCUUGGCCACCAGUCAGUCUGAUCUCUGGCAUUAGUCCCUCAGGGAUGUGGGGUAAUAGAUAUCACGGUCCAUGUGCCUAUCCUCUUCUAGAUGACUCUACCCUUAUUCUCGGUAGUGAGUCACAGAAUUGGGGAGAAAGUUCUCUUGGCAGGAAGAGUCCUUUCUUUUUUUAGAGGCCCGGCUGCCAAUAAGGGAGAAGAUUCCAUAGCAACUGGCCGCGUCUUCAUAAAGGGUAGAAUGUGUAUUAUUGUGUUGUGUGGAGGGAAGAGUCCAGUGGGGCAGAAUAUCAUCUGCUUCUGCCCGUCUAAAUAAAUGAGGUGGCUUAAAAAAGUUUGGUCCUGCUAACCUGCCUGUCUGAAGCAA